AUGAAGACGUGGGAGAACCACGUGCGCCGCGCCCGCAUCCGCGGCCCCGGCAUCGGCCUGCUGGUAGAGCACGGCCCUCACGUCGUGCUGGCUUGUGCCACGCUGCCGAGCAUGAGGAAGAGUCGCUUCGUGGGAGAGGAGCAAGAUAAUUCCAUUUACAAUGCGGGCAUCGGUAGCGUCUCUUGGGUCAUCAAGCGUUGGUUCCCCAAUGCGGUGAGAAUAUCCAGUGCAUGGAUCCACCGGCGUCAUCCCUCCAUCGUGCAGACGGAUUGGGUGUAUAUCGAGGGCGAGAAUAGAGGAACUGAUAGGGGAAAUGUGGCGAAGCGCAUCGAGAAGACCAUCCAGAUCUUGAGAUCUCAGGACAGUGGCGUCCGCACAAUCGUGUUCUGCAACACCGGAGACGCGUGCCUGGCGGCGGCUACUGCUUUCAAGGCAGAGGGCAUCGAGACUGCACAAGUACAUCAGUGGCUGGACUUCGACGAGAG
Messenger RNA from Prorocentrum cordatum, 485 nucleotides. The record is from the annotation of a GenBank genome assembly. NCBI's taxonomy places the organism in Eukaryota, Dinophyceae, Prorocentrales, Prorocentraceae.